AUGACAUCAGAGCCUCCUCAAGCUUAUGAGCCAGAUCUCGAUGGCGAUAUCCCGGUAUCUCCAGCCCUCCGGCGGCCACUCAAUUUUGAUUUCAAGGCGGCCGUGGAGGCCAAACUAACCAACACGGUCAUGGUCGACGAGUGUAUAGCACACCUAAAGCUGCUGCGGUCACUGGCAGAUCUAAGAGACUUUAUAUCCAAGAACAAUGGGUUAUUCGGGAUAUACGACAGUUUGGCUGAUGAUUUCCAAGAUAAAGAAGGGAGUCUAAAGGCUCUAGCUCUUAUACGAGAGAAGAGGUGGGGGGUCUAUGUCACCAGAGCUGUGCACAGGUUUGAGACCUGGGUUCGGUGCUGCUCUCCUACCGGCGGGCCAGGCUCGAACAGAAGCUGUGUCACUCUUUCUGACGUGGAAGAGAAUCCUGAAUAUAGGAACUUCCCCAGAUGGCCGUUGCGAACUCUCUGGGACAGAUCUCUCGUGCCUCCGUUAGAUGUUGUAAUGGUAUGGCAUGCAUAUAUGCUUAAUCCUCGGGAUUUCCUUGAAGAUUGCCUGAGGCUUGGAAAGAUGGGGUUUUGGGCAGCUGGACUGCCAUUAGAUGUGAUGGAUGAGUGUAUUGACAACACCAACUUUGAAUACAUGCCGGGGCCUACUGCGAUACCCAACUUUGAGCAAGAAACAGGAUUGAAAUGGUCUAACCUCGAUGACCCUCCAUUCAAAACAAUACAAUGCCCCGGCUGCUAUGGAGAUGUGACCGCAUUUUGGACAGAAGAUUGCCCCCAACUUGGAACGUUAGAUGAUCCUUUCAUACACUGUAGAGGUUAUGCAGACAAGGAGUUCAAAAUACAGUGCCAAAGAUGCCAUUUGUUCAUCACACAAGAAAAGCUUCGACUGGGGAAAUUUCGAAAUGAUAUCCGACUUCUUGUUGAACAGGGGAUUUUACUGCCAGGUACCCUCCUAACCACUGAUGGAGUGGUGGAUAACCCUCGGACGCUAGCCAACUCAGUAUUAUUUCCCAACAAGUUGAUAGCAGGAUCUUUAUACUCAAAGCUGUUCAACGAAACCGACCUUCAAAGGGACACGAAUGCAACCAUGUUUAAAGCCCGCGAUAUUAUCGGACAAGCGAUACUGGAAGGCGGUAAAACUCGUGCCAAUGAGCGCAUUGCCAUUAGAAGAAUGAUGUCUAGAUACUGGGAGAACUCCUCGCCAUUCGCACUCGACCUUAUUGGUGCGGUAAUACGGCAGGGCGUGUUCAUUGAUAAAAUGGAUAAAAUCGACUGGCUACAUUCUCCGGCUCUGGAAUCUACAAUGGACAGGCUGAUCAAAAAAUACGUUAUUUUCUUCCGCAUAAUUGCCCAAAACAAGGGCAAACUAGCUGUCCCUACCCUCGACGUUGAUUUGGCCUGGCAUACACACCAGUUGAGACCACAGCGAUAUUACAACUAUUCCACGCAGGUAACAUAUACAUUUGUCAAUCAUGAUGAUAAAGUGAUAGAGUCCCAGCUCUCAGAUGGGUUUGAAUGGACAUCUAAGCAGUAUCAAAAAUUCACGGGGGGUGAAAUAUAUAGUGAGUGUACAUGCUGGUACUGCGAAGCCGUUCGAGAGCCACAUAUACACUCCAUCUUCUCCAAAACCGCAUCCACAGCACGAAGAAACGCAGCACAGCUCCAUCAGAGGGAUGAUAUAAGUCCUGACCCCCAAAAGAAUGCUCAUAUUUCAGCUCAUAACUCAGUACGGGAACCCAACUCACCAGCUAGCCGCGCAAGGGCCAAGAUAAAAUUCAUAGAGCUUAAACACCAGCAUAACAAAGUGAUAAAACGGGCGAAUAAACGAGGUGUAGGUAAUAAAGAAGAGGGCAUUCCAAUGUAUUACUGGGGUAUUCCGCUCGUUGGAGGAGCAUUCUUCUUACCGUUUGCCAUGGACCCGGCAAUUAGCUGUGAUAUGUACCCCUCCAACCCUGCUUGUCUAGCUACACCCGAGAGUGAAGCUGGAGGCUGUGUUGCAGGGACAUGUUUUGGGACUGUAUUUGCCGGUGUAUGCUCCGCUGAAGGAGGGUCAGCAGGAUGUGGCGGAGGCAGCGGAGGAUGCGGUGGUGGAGGAGGGGGAUGUGGUGGUGGUGGUGGUGGAGGGGGAUGCGGCGGUGGGGGCGGAAGUUGA
Microsporum canis CBS 113480 is the source of this 2151-nucleotide messenger RNA. RefSeq lists its product as hypothetical. Lineage: Eukaryota; Fungi; Ascomycota; Eurotiomycetes; Onygenales; Arthrodermataceae. The coding region runs from base 1 to 2151 and encodes 716 amino acids. The record is from RefSeq and is a predicted model, not a curated record. The transcript has 2 exons.